AUGCUGAGAGGUUCCUGGAGAUGGUGCGAUCUUCCGGCCUCUGUGCCGAGCCGCAGCUGCUACGGGAUGCGACGCGGCAGAGGCUCCACGAGGCUUUGGAGUGGUUUGUCCAGCCGGGAGAAAGUCGGCACCGCCUGCUUUAUUACUGCGGCCAUGGCUUCAACCCGUUCGGCAAGUUUCUCGUGGCCCCGGUCGAUGCCGGGAAGUGGGAGGAUUGCCUGGAGUUGCCUGACACGCUGCUUCGGAAGGCUGAGGCCCUGGUUGAAUGUGGUCGACAAGCCCCUAGUGGUUUGCGCCUUCUUCGCUUGCGGCCAGGACGGUUCCCACACAAGUUGGGGUGAGCCAUCACCACCUGCGAGUUGGCAUGCGCUCGGGACCAACAGCGAGAGACACCAGUUCGUCUUCUCUUUCGCCACUGCUCCCAACAGGCCGCCGGCCGCGAGCAGCGUCUACACGGACAAACUCACUGCCCUUCUCGCCGAGAAGCCGUUGUGGCUCCACGAAGUCUUGCAGAAGCUGUCUCGUGAGGUGCAGUCGGCCUCUACCGGUGUGGAGCUGCCCUGGAGCUGUGACAAUCUGAAGGACGCGGUGCCGCUCUUUGCCAACCAGAUGUCUCUCGAACAGGGCAAAGACAACCAGAAGGCACUUCUAUGUGCUGCAGAGGGCGGUGCGCUGGAGGAAGCCACGGCACUGAUCGCUGCAGGUACGGAUCUCAACGCCAAGGAUGGGAGAGGCGUUUCUGCUUUGUGCACAGCGGCUGCCCACGGACACCGACAAGUGGUGUGGCGCUUGGUGGAUGCUGGUGCUGACAAAGAUCAGGCGGACGAUUCUGGGAACACUCCAUUGUCCUUAGCCGUUCAGCAUGGCUACUGCGAGAUCGUCCGAUUCCUCAUCGAUGUCACUGCUGAUGUGAACAGUUCCGAUGUGAACGGGCGCAGCCCUUUGACCUUUGCUGCUCAGCAGGGGAACUUCGCUGUGGCAAAGCACUUAGUGGAG
Symbiodinium sp. CCMP2456 is the source of this 996-nucleotide messenger RNA. Lineage: Eukaryota; Dinophyceae; Suessiales; Symbiodiniaceae. The record is from the annotation of a GenBank genome assembly.